Messenger RNA from Asparagus officinalis (garden asparagus), 888 nucleotides. RefSeq lists its product as uncharacterized. The coding region runs from base 262 to 888 and encodes 208 amino acids. Lineage: Eukaryota; Viridiplantae; Streptophyta; Magnoliopsida; Asparagales; Asparagaceae. The record is from RefSeq and is a predicted model, not a curated record. The transcript is spliced from 3 exons.
UGUUUGUUCUAAUAGCUAUUAUGUCAGUUCUAAUCAAUGCACUGUUAGCUCUAAUGGUUAUAUUGUUAGUUCUUUUAGUUCUAAUUGAUUCUAACAGCAAGCAAUUGUCGUUUUUGCUUUUUAGCUUUUGCUAUUAUCUGUUGAUACUUCUAUUAUUUGUGCAGUUUGAAAUCAAAAAGUGUAGACUGUGGCCCGUCGGCGUUGUUGACCACAAGUGUUCCAGAUAAGAAUCCCAAUGACAAUCCUUCCGGAGAUGAUGUCAUGACGAUUGAUGACAUGAUUAGCAGAUCAGAGAGGAUUCCUGCUUGGUGGCACACAGCUUUAACCGGUGAGGGACAACGAUUUGAAAGUGCGAAGGAGUUAAGAUUGGCCUUGCUAUACUACUCCAUGGCAAAAAAAUUCGAAUACGAGUUUGGGAAGAAUGAACCGAAGCGUAUUCGAGUGUUUUGUCGGUUUAAGGCAGCAAAAAAUUGUCCGUGGAUGUUAUUUGCCUCUCCACCGAAAAAUGAUAAUAGACUUGAAAUCAAAAGGUUUGUGGACAAUCACAGUUGUGGGCAGCAUGGCAAUAAUGCUGGUCAAUCUAGAGCCUCAAGGCGAUUCAUUGCUACCCAAUUACAACCCACGUUAAAGGUUCGACCGGAUAUACGGCCUAUUGACGUUCAAAAGGAGUUUCUAAGCUCGUAUGGGAUUAGGGUCGAUUAUAGUAAGAUUUGGUGGGGUAAAGAAAGAGCACAAGAGAAAUUAUAUGGUGAUGCCCAUGAGUCCUACGAUCAAUUACGAUGGUAUGUAGAAGAGGUCAAGAAGACAAACCCAGGUAGCUAUAUUCAUGUUGAACAACAUGAGGGGAGAUCGAUUCAAAGGCAUACUCCUAAGCGCAGUAGCAUAUGA